AUGCAUAUACCACUCCCUUCUAUUAAGUUCUCUGUCCACCUCCACCUCCACCUCCACCCUCUCCUAACUGUCCCUGAGGUUUCUAAAAACAUGUUGAGCAAGAAGAUGGGUUCAAUGAAGAAAUUGGUGGAGAAGGUGAAGGUAAUUGGAAGUGAUAAUCGUGAGCCAUCGCAUUCUCAAUGUUUGCUUAGUGAUAAAGAAGAUCAAGGCUCGUCUUCCUCGACCCCAACCGGAUUUUUCGCCCUCUAUGUAGGGGAGGAGAGAGAACGUUUCGUGAUCCAGACCGGGUACUUAUCUCAUCCUCUAUUCAAAAUGUUGUUAGAGAAGGCCUACAAUGAGUUCGGGUUCAAGCAGAGGAAUAGGCUUGUGGUUCCAUGUAGUGUGACUGUUUUCCAAGAGGUGGUAAGUGCUGUGGAAUCCUGCAAUGGGAAGUUUGAUUUUGGAAAUUGGGUAGAUGAGUUUGUUUAG
This is a messenger RNA of Ilex paraguariensis (yerba mate), 468 nucleotides long. NCBI's taxonomy places the organism in Eukaryota, Viridiplantae, Streptophyta, Magnoliopsida, Aquifoliales, Aquifoliaceae. The record is from the annotation of a GenBank genome assembly.